CAUAAACUAUCUCGGAUAACCUACACGAUGCAAGCAAAUUCCAGACCGCGUUAGUCUCCGCAUAUUUGUAUAAAAUAAUUCGUAUUAAAAUUAAGACGCGACACCGACUCUUUAUUAUUGUCACAUCGAGGAAUCAUGAGCACGAAACACGUCUGCACGGGACAUCGUCGUCCAGCGCGUUCCGCGGAAUCCACGUACGACGAGGUGAUACACCAAAUCGACGAUAGCGUCUUAUCCGUCAAAUUAACUAAAAACAAGCAUCACGUUGAGACUACGGAUGAAGACGCAGUCAAGCCUGCGCCUUGCAUUCACGUUCAUUGCGUGGAUAAAUACGGUAACAAGUGCAAGAAGAACUGUCCAAAAGUCAAGGUGAUACAUAAUCAGUCACCAUCUCCGAAAAAAGCGGAGGAAGAAAUGCUCAUACUGAAGGCAGUACAGCAUACCACUCCCUCUCACGAUAUGAGACACAGUCUUGAGGUAGAAUUUAAGUCGCCACGGAAUUACAUUCCGCUACCAGAACUUGGACCACCCCCACCCAUAAUCGUUCCGAAAGAGACCAUUACCGUGAAACCGGAUAAGCCGAAGAAGAAAAGGAAGAAGUAGAGCGAUCGAGAUAAACAUCGGACAAAGUUUGCGAGCACCAUCUGCGGAAAAUAUUUUACUCGUGUACAGAGGCCUUACUCACUGCACAGAACCCUUAAUUUGCAUACAGCAGAGGCAACGACAAAGGAGCGACCAUUAGAUACAGCGAAAACGCGGAGCUAAUAAAGAACUUUUCUCAAAACCACUAUUUAAUUCCCACGUGCUCGCCCAUAAAAAUUCUUUAA
This is a messenger RNA of Odontomachus brunneus, 827 nucleotides long. RefSeq lists its product as uncharacterized. The transcript has 2 exons. NCBI's taxonomy places the organism in Eukaryota, Metazoa, Arthropoda, Insecta, Hymenoptera, Formicidae. The record is from RefSeq and is a predicted model, not a curated record. The coding region runs from base 136 to 603 and encodes 155 amino acids.